Funneliformis caledonium is the source of this 1065-nucleotide messenger RNA. The record is from the annotation of a GenBank genome assembly. NCBI's taxonomy places the organism in Eukaryota, Fungi, Glomeromycota, Glomeromycetes, Glomerales, Glomeraceae.
AUCCAAUAUACGGUUGCAACGUUUCAUUAGAAAACGCAUCAUUUUUGGAAAGGUUCAGAUGUACCAUAAUAAGUCCCCUUCAAAUGAUUUAUCAGUUGAAUGUAAAAGAAAAAUUAAAAGGAUACUCUUUUAUGGCAAAAGAUCGAUUCCCAAAGGCUUCUUUGCUUUUAGUUAAUACCUACUUUGGUUUUGAGUUACCGCAAUCCUUACCACCAAAUAUUCGGGAAAUCGGACCGGUAUUAUCAGAUAAAUUUCCACCACUCACACCCGAACUCUCUAAAUUUAUGAACAAACAUAAACGAAUCUUAUACGUUUCUCUUGGUACAUUUUUCUACACAACCGUCGAAAACAACAACAAACUUUUACAAUCCUUUAUCGAAUCCAUCAACAAAGGCAUAAUUGACGGUGUGAUUUGGGCAUUAGUUCAAACCUCGGUGGAUGCUUUUGAUUCCACAUUAAACCUAACGGAUGGUACACGCGUUCAAACCUCACCAAUUCUAAAUAACGAACAUCCACAUAUUCGAAUAGCAAAAUUUGCACCACAAUUUUCUAUACUUAAUCAUUCCAACACCAAGCUAUUCUUAAGUCACGGGGGAGCAGGAAGUUCUCAUGAAUCUUUAUUUACCGCCACACCAAUGUUGGUAUUACCUAUCACUGGUGACCAAGUAGGCAAUUCCGAAAAAUUAGAAAUGGCCGGUGUGGCAUUAACUUUAAAUAAGCUUAAUUUGGAUGUUAAUGAUAUAGUGAAUAAGAUUGAUUUUUUAUUAAAUGAUGAUAAUGUAAAGGCGAAUUCAAAGAAACUAGAAGUUUUAACGAAGCUUAACAGUAAAAGGAAGUAUAAUGCCGCUGAUUUAAUUGAAUAUGUUUUACAUAGUAAUGUUUCUAGCGAAGGAUUUUUAAAGGAAUGGAUUCCCGCUGAUACUAAAAUGGGAUUUAUUAGAGGAAAUAAUUAUGAUGUUUAUGGAGCUUUAUUAGGUUUGAUUUUUGGAAUCGGAGGAGGAAUCGGGUGGGUCACAUUUAGAUUAAUUAGACUUGGGGUAAAGGAAUUUAGUUCAAAAUUGAAAA